Dendrobium catenatum is the source of this 3865-nucleotide messenger RNA. Its product is annotated as alpha,alpha-trehalose-phosphate synthase [UDP-forming] 1. The transcript has 19 exons. NCBI's taxonomy places the organism in Eukaryota, Viridiplantae, Streptophyta, Magnoliopsida, Asparagales, Orchidaceae. Gene Ontology annotation, biological process: trehalose biosynthetic process. The record is from RefSeq and is a predicted model, not a curated record. Gene Ontology annotation, cellular component: cytosol. The coding region runs from base 652 to 3612 and encodes 986 amino acids. Gene Ontology annotation, molecular function: alpha,alpha-trehalose-phosphate synthase (UDP-forming) activity.
GUAGAAGGAUUGAUAUAGAGGGAAAGAGAUUGGGGAGAGGGAAAAAGGAGAAGAUUUGCGGUUUUCCUUAACUGCGACUGCGUCUCUCUGGCGGUUGAAGAGACGAACCGCUUCUAUUUGAACAAGAAUACCGGAUAACUUUUUCUUUUUACAGCCGGCAAUCUCCACUUUCAACCCGGUAGAUUUGUUUUAAUGAGGAUUGAAUGUCUUUGAUCCGUGGAAGUAGUGCAUUUUACUGUUUGGGGUUAAAAGUUAUUUCGUAGGGAUUUUUGGGGGUACGCGUUGAUCUGGAUUGGUUCCGAUUUCUUCACCUUUGAUACGAUCGUAUUUCUGUGAUCUUAGUGGGAUGAAGAAGCAUUCAAGUCCGGAAUGGGACUCGUUAUACGGAAGAAGGAAGGAGGACGGGACACGGACCACUGAUUCUCUUCGCCCCACCACUUACCUCCUUUCUUUACCCUCGCAUUCUCUCUCUUCGUCUCCACUUCUUUGUCUUUCUAUAUCUCUCUAUUGCGCGCGCAAUGGCCCCCGUUUCUUUAAUCGCCCACUCGACAUCUGGAGCUGCAUUGAGACUGGAGACUCUACAGUCGGUCAUGAGUCAGAAUAGACAGUUUAAAUGCAGGGGAGCCGCUACUUUGGUAGGCUCUUGGUUUAAUGAAGCUGGCCUCCGGCAGACAACGCAGCCAUCAUAUGCCGGGAAACAAGUAUAAUAAUCGUAGUCAGAACAGGGUUGAUAGGCUGCUGCGGGAUAGGGAGCUCAGGAAGCUAAGUAAAACCAUUAAUAUCGAAGAUUACGAUGCAGCUGGAAGCAGUGAGGAUAACAAUGGAGGUGAUUGCUCCCGGGAGUCUGAUCGCCUCCCUGAAGAUGAGAUGAGAGGGGCAGAGAACGCGCGGGAACAUGAGGAUGAGAUAGACUCGUCUCUCCCAGCUGGCAUGAGGAUUCUGGGGGAUGGAUGCAGAGCUUCGGAGGGGAAGCCCAUGAAGCAGAGGCUGCUGGUGGUGGCUAACCGGUUGCCUGUGUCUGCUGUUCGCCGUGGUGAAGAUUCCUGGUCGCUGGAUAUCAGCGCUGGGGGACUUGUCAGUGCUCUUCUUGGUGUGAGGGAUGUUGAUGCUAAAUGGAUUGGAUGGGCUGGUGUAAAUGUGCCGGAUGAAGUUGGGCAGAGGGCACUUACAAAAGCACUGGCUGAGAAGAGAUGUAUUCCAGUUUUUCUUGAUGAAGAAAUAGUUCAUCAAUAUUACAAUGGCUACUGUAAUAAUAUUCUGUGGCCGCUUUUUCACUACCUCGGGCUUCCCCAAGAAGAUCGACUAGCUACAACUCGGAGCUUCCAGUCUCAGUUUGACGCUUACAAAAGGGCGAACCAGAUGUUUGCAGAUGUAGUGAAUGAACACUAUGAAGAGGGUGAUGUUGUUUGGUGCCAUGAUUAUCAUCUAAUGUUUCUUCCUAAAUGCCUCAAGGAUUUCAACGGCAAGAUGAAAGUUGGUUGGUUCCUUCACACGCCUUUUCCUUCAUCGGAAAUUCAUAGGACACUGCCAUCUCGUUCCGAGCUACUUAAAUCAGUUCUUGCAGCUGAUUUGGUUGGUUUUCACACAUACGACUAUGCAAGACACUUUGUAAGCGCUUGCACUCGAAUUCUUGGUCUUGAGGGCACACCAGAAGGAGUGGAGGAUCAGGGAAAGCUGACACGAGUGGCUGCGUUUCCUAUUGGCAUAGACUCUGAUCGGUUUAAGCGAGCUCUUGAGCUCCCAGCAGUUAAAGUGCAUAUCAAUGAAUUGACGCAAAGAUUUGCUGGUCGGAAGGUGAUGCUUGGUGUUGAUCGUCUUGAUAUGAUAAAAGGGAUUCCUCAAAAAAUUUUGGCUUUUGAGAAGUUCCUUGAGGAAAAUCCAGAAUGGCGUGAUAAAGUUGUCUUACUUCAAAUUGCAGUGCCUACAAGAACAGAUGUUCCCGAGUAUCAAAAGCUAACUAGCCAAGUCCAUGAAAUAGUUGGACGUAUAAAUGGACGGUUUGGUACACUAACUGCUGUUCCUAUACAUCAUCUGGAUCGUUCCCUUGACUUUCAUGCAUUAUGUGCUCUAUAUGCAGUUACUGAUGUUGCUCUCGUAACAUCACUUAGAGAUGGCAUGAAUCUCGUAAGUUAUGAGUUUGUAGCCUGCCAAGGUGCAAAAAAGGGGGUGUUGAUACUAAGUGAGUUUGCAGGUGCAGCUCAAUCUCUUGGAGCUGGCGCCCUUCUUGUAAACCCAUGGAACGUCACAGAGGUUGCUAAGUCAAUAGGUUAUGCGUUGAACAUGCCUUCUGAUGAGAGAGAAAAGCGCCAUAGGCAUAAUUAUGCCCAUGUAACUACACAUACAGCUCAAGACUGGGCAGAAACCUUUGUAAGUGAACUUAAUGAUACUGUUGUUGAAGCUCAGCUAAGAACAAGACAGGUCCCACCAGUGCUGGAUUCUGAUUUGGCAAUUCAUCAAUAUUUACGGUCCAAGAAUCGACUUUUGAUACUGGGUUUCAAUUCAACACUAACAGAACCAGUUGAGUCUUAUGGAAGGAGAGGUGGAGAUCAAAUUAAAGAAAUGGAGCUUAAGUUACACCCAGAGCUGAAAGGCCCCUUGGCGACAUUGUGCAGUGAUCCAAAGACUACCAUUAUUGUCCUUAGUGGAAGUGACAGAAGUGUCCUGGAUGAUAAUUUUGGGGAGUAUAACAUGUGGCUGGCAGCAGAAAAUGGGAUGUUCUUGCGUCUUACUGGUGGUGACUGGAUGACCACCAUGCCAGAGCAUCUAAAUAUGGAUUGGGUUGACAGUGUAAAGCAUGUUUUUGAGUAUUUCACGGAAAGAACGCCCAGGUCGCAUUUUGAACAUCGGGAGACAUCACUCGUCUGGAACUACAAGUAUGCAGAUGUUGAUUUUGGAAGGCUCCAAGCAAGGGAUAUGCUACAGCAUCUAUGGACUGGUCCAAUUUCUAAUGCAGCUGUUGAUGUUGUCCAAGGUAGCCGGUCAGUCGAGGUUCGUUCGGUGGGAGUGACGAAGGGUGCUGCAAUAGAUCGGAUUUUGGGAGAAAUUGUUCAUAGCAAGAACAUGGUUACACCUAUAGAUUACGUUUUAUGUAUCGGUCACUUCCUUGGAAAGGAUGAGGAUAUCUACACAUUCUUUGAACCAGAGCUCCCUUCUGAUCCCCCAGCUUGUUCCAGAACAAAGACAGCAGAAAUUUUCAAGGCAUCUGCUGAUAAGAGGAAUACAGGGAAGCCCUCCAACAUAAAAAACACAAUGAAAGCAUCACAUGGAAAGAACCAAAAGGCUUCAUUAUCAUUGGAAAGGAAGGUUUCCUCCUCAUCAUCUUCUUCAUCAUCUUCGUCGUCAACAACAUCAUCCAAUCAUAAUAACAAUCUCAGCCCUUCAAGAUCAUCUCAUGAUGUCUCGUCGUCCUGGCACGAAGGAUCGUCGGUGCUCGAUCUCAAAGGAGACAACUACUUCUCCUGCGCCGUCGGACGAAAGCGAUCGAGUGCAAGGUAUUUUCUCAACACCUCAGAGGAUGUUGUGUUGUUUUUGAAGGAUUUGGCAGAGUCCUGCGACCAAAAUGCUUUUAUCAACUCCAGCCAACUCUUCCUGAAUGCUGAUAGAAUGAGAUAAAGCUUAUUCUGGUAGGAAGAAAUUCAUUGCAAGCUGAUAUGCCCCAUUUGAUUAUGAAAGAAGCUUGUUUUGCAAGAGAAGGGCCUUUGUAGGAAUGGUAUUUUCUUAGGUGUUUGAUAAUAUGUUGUAUAUCUCAUCUCUUCUUCAUAAUGUUAAACAGUGUCUCUUUGAUAACAUUAUAUGAGUAAGUGUUGUUGUUGCUGUAUUUUCUAUCUUUUUAUAUUAAUGGAAGCUACUCCUUUUUUUUUAUUUU